Osmerus eperlanus (European smelt) is the source of this 2149-nucleotide messenger RNA. RefSeq names its product organic solute carrier partner 1a (gene oscp1a). Gene Ontology annotation, biological process: transport. The coding region runs from base 730 to 1746 and encodes 338 amino acids. Gene Ontology annotation, cellular component: cytoplasm; plasma membrane. The record is from RefSeq and is a predicted model, not a curated record. Lineage: Eukaryota; Metazoa; Chordata; Actinopteri; Osmeriformes; Osmeridae. The transcript has 10 exons.
AACGCUGAAGAAGAGCUCAGAACAGCAAGAAGGAAAAAAGAAAUCACCAAUAAAACAAUUUAGAAUCUGUAACUGUCACAGAUGACCAUUUAUGUAUUUGGUACUUAUGAGUGAAACAAGAAUGAUAGCAACUGGCUUUGUCAGUAGCCGGCGAACCUUGUAGUUAAGCCAAUUAGUAGUUGCCAUCUCAUUUCAAAACCUGUUGGUUAGCAAAGCUACCUAGCUGGUUAGCUAAUCCAGCCUUAGACCUUUAAAAUGUCUAUGAAGACACUUCCUCUGCUUUUCAUCAAUCUCGGUGGAGAAAUGCUCUAUAUUCUUGACCAACGCCUCCGAGCACAAAACACAAGUGAUGAUAACACACACAAAGGUAAUCUAACUAGCUCACAUGACAGACAGCAGCUAUACGUAGCAAGCUAAUAAUAGAGACUAGUAGUGCUGCAGCUGACACUGCUAAGGACAGGUAGUGGGUUAUUAGCCACUUGACAACUAAAUAAUCUUGUAUCUAUUUUUUUUUCUAUCUUUGACAAACCACUGGGUUGAAGGUGUGUGGUCAGAGGACGACCGAAAAAGAGGUAUAAUGUGUGUAGAUACAGUCUCUGCCUAUCUAAAGCAGACCUUCGUAUUAUGAGAACCUAAUGAGUUAUUUCAUAUUUCUUAAAUUUUCUUUAGAAGUAUAUUAGCAACUGGAUAAUAAAAAUUGCUUUGAGUUAUAAUUUGUAUCUGCUGCACAUGCUGAAGUUCAGCAUAAACUCUCUUCACUGUGGAUUCAUGGAGGAACUUCUCAUGCCUCAGGAGCUCUACUCUCACAGGGCUUUGAGAACCGUGCUAACACGGCUGGCCCACGCUUCCAUCAUGAGGCUCAACCCAGCCAGCAUGGACAGGCUUUACGAGUUGAUGGUGAUGGCUUUCAAGUACCAGAUACUGCUCUGCCCUCGACCCAGAGACCUGCUGCUUAUUUCAUACAACCACAUAGACGCUUUGAAAGAGUUUGUGAAAGACACCCCCAUCAUUGCCAACCAAGUGGACGAGACACAUCGAAAGAUCAUCGAGGUGUACACCCCGCUGUCUGAGAGUGAAUUUCAACUCCUCAGGCAAACGCUGCUCAUAUUCUUUCAAGACAUGCAUGUCCGUGUGUCACUUUUCCUCACUAAUAAAGUGCAGAAUCCCAACGGACAUUUUGCCCUCCCGACCACCGGCCCAGUGCCCCAGGGGUCAGAGGUCCCAGGGUUCAUCAGGGUGUUUAACAGCAGAGGGAAAGAGAUGAGACGAUGGGAAUUCCCUACGGGUGGCAGUUACACAAAUCCCCCACAAGAGGGCUCUUUUGAGCUUUUUGGAAAUAGAGUCAUCAGACUUGGCACCAAUAUGUACAGCGUGACCCAGCCAGAUGAGACUCACACAUCCAAGAGCUCCUCUCUGAAGGACAGCUCGGCCCCGAACCCCCUGGCCAAGGAGGAGCUGAACCUGCUGGCCCAUCUGAUGGGAGGGAUGGAGGUGGAGAGUCUGGUUCACUCUGAGAUCUGCUUCCGGGUCAACCUGUUCUCCUCCGACCAGGAAGAGGAGCAGGCCUCAGCUUCGGGAGAGGGCGGGGCCUCGUUAUUUGAAGUGAUUAGUAUUCAAGCAACACAGGACGUGCAGACCAACACGGAGCUGGCUCGGAUAGUGGAGGAGUUUGCAGAAGAGGGCAGCCAAUCAGAGGGCCCCAGCAGUAAAGGAGACGACCUGCUCGCCAUGAUGGAUGAACUGUGACUCCUGUGGAGCUGUUUCAUCAGUGUUGUAACUUGGGCAUGGUCAUGGCCACUCACAUCUGCCCAGAGAGUGAUGAAGGUAUGAGAGUACUGUGGUCAGUCUGAUCAAGGAUGGUCUUAUCAGGCUCCUGAUUGGGUCAUUCUGGCACUGCCAUGUCAAGAUGCAACUUCUUGGUAUUUAUAUCACCUGAUGAUCAACCUGCAUGUUACCCAUCAUGGUACUGUCUCUAGUGUGUAAAUAGGAGUUCGAUUUUAUUAGAAUUUACAGGCAUUUUAUUGUUUUCCAUCGAAGAUUAUUUGCAUUAUAUUUGAAUGUUUAUUGCACUUUCCAUCAUUACCGUACAAGUAUUUAUAACAAUCAAUAAAUAUUUGUAAAUGUCAAGUUUGUGGCAUAACGUUUCAUC